GUUCCGCCAUAUAUUGUGGCUUCGUUGUGCAUUUCAGCUGUCUACUACUUGCUUCUGCAUUUCUUCUAAGGUUUGCCAGCUCACCUCCAUCUGCACCUGCGGAUCAUCAAGGUCUGCAAUCAUGGUGCAGUUUGGAGCUCACCAGCUUCCACCACCUGUCUUGCAGGAGCGUCAGCGAGCGUCGUUAUGCAGCCAGUACCUUCAAGGGUACUGCUCUAACGGGAACAGCUGCACAGACAGCCAUGAUCUUUGUCGGGUUGUGGAAACUGACCUCUCCCUUUCCUUGUCCUUGGCUAGGGUGAGCGUCGACUCAGCCCCAAAUUUUAUUUCCAAUCGUCCACGUACUCAGCUGGAUCCACCGUUCGACUCUGAUGGUCCCGGCUUCCUAUCCCUCUCUGGAGCUCGUCACAAUAACGAUCACAUCAAUAUCCAGGAUAUUCGAAUACUCCCCACUACGGACGAGAUUCUCUCUGGAAGGCCACCUUUUGUACCAUCGAAGAGUCAUCAGAUCUCUCACGUCGAGGGGGAUGGCCAGCCGAAGCUCGUCGACGCCUUGUUCCGGAUGCUCAGAUACGAGAGCACCGAGAUGCUGGCCGAUGUGUCUUAUCGAGCCGGCCAGAUGCUGUUUGAGCGUCCUGAUGGAAGCCCAGCCAUUGACAACGGGCUAAUCAGGCAAGAGACGCCACGAGGGAGCAGAUUUUCACUCUUUAGGGACGUCAAGUUUGAGGACUUUAGCUUCGAUGAGCGUUGUGGGCUCAUCGUUCGUGUGAGCUAUUGGUGUCCUCCUUCCUUUCGAGGACAUGGGAAUAUGAGCAAGUCGGGAUUCUUGGAAAGGGGGAUGCUGGUAGCUCUUGUAGGGCUAGAUGCCGACCAUCGCAGUCUCUCAGUCACAUUUUUUGAAGUGCAUCUUCGGCAGAGUACGGAGGCUAUGCUAUCCCGUGGCGGCAAAGGCAUUCGAGCAUCCGUUCAGCUCUCAUUUGCCCAGAAAGACGAACGAAAUGACUUUACACGAAUAUUGCUCUACAAAACUUCGAUCUGUCGUGGCGAGUUUGUUUUGGUAGAAUUUCCGAAUGUACUACUUGCGAGUUUUUCUUCUUGUUUGAAGCGACUUCAGAACCUGUACAAUGGAAAUAAGCUGCCUUUUGCGCCAUUGAUAGCACCUUCGUUUUACCAAGCUACAUCAUUCAAUAUCCAGCCUCCAGCCUAUGCGCGACAACCUGGUUUUUCAUUUAAUCUUUCGAAUCUACGGCGCCCGGAAAGAAGGACUUUGACUUGUGAACUUCGUAUGUCUCUCGAAGAUGUAGCAGAUGAAGACCAACGUACAAAGUUUAUGAACCGGUUGGGAAAGGAAACAACCCUUGAUGAAGGACAGAGCGUGGCACUUAUUGAAUGUUUAACUCGGGAAUUAGCUUUCACCCAAGGUCCUCCCGGUACGGGGAAGACUUAUUUGGGGGUUGCGCUUGUGAAAGCUAUUUUAGCUUCUCAACCAGAGGACUCCCAGAGACCCAUUAUCGCCGUGUGCAUGACCAAUCAUGCGUUGGACAGCUUCUUAGAAGAUUUGAAAAACGAAGGCAUUACAAGCAUUGCGCGGCUUGGUGGGGGUAGUAAAAAGGAAUGGACAAAGCCACAUCUUUUAAAGGAGCUAAGUCGCAAAAUGAAAGUGUCGAGAAAGGAUCGGCACGAAACCUACACGCACAGGGCGCGUCGAGAAGCACUUUUCAGUCAGGGCACCAAGUGGUGUGCGGCUAUUAAUGGCGAAAGGCUGGACUGGCACGUUGUCAAGGAACACCUGGCUUCCCAUUAUCCCUCAAUCUACGACCAGUUUUCAUCCAUGGAAUCGGCCGAUGACGGCUCACCAAACCGGCGACUGGCUCGAAAAGCCAUUGGAUUUAUCUAUCACUGUUGGUCUCAGGGCGCGGACAUCGUCUCAUUGCCGACUUUGUCGGAAGAAUUUGGAACAUAUCUGGGUGUCGAUCCCUUCUUCGAAAAUAACUCAUCAGCUGCUCCAGGCAUAAUCCAAGCGCUGUUCGACAAGAUUACUACUCGAUGCCGACAAUCUCACGACCUAACUGCGCAUGGCGUCAACAUAUGGUCAAUGUCGCUGACUGAGCGCCACGAUUUGUUAGAUCGAUGGAAGAACGAGUUAGGAGACCGUCUUCUCGUUGAUCAACUAGUGGAGUUACAGUGCCGUCAUUUCAAUGCCGACAAAAAUUGGUUAAAGGGCAGGGACGACAGGGAUUCUAGAUGCCUCCAAAACCAGCAGGUCAUUGGCCUAACUACCACGGCUUGCGCCGCGUACUGGGAUUUGUUAAACAAAGUUCAAGCCCGCGUGGUCAUCUGUGAAGAAGCUGGUGAGGUUAUGGAAGCUCAUACAAUGUGCACACUCUUUCCUUCAGUUGAACAUGCGAUCUUUAUUGGAGACCCAUUGCAGCUUAGGCCGCACGUGCGUGAGCGAAACCUUUCUCUUGAGACGACAAUCGGCAGCCAUUAUAGGCUUGAUGAGUCUUUGUUUGAAAGAUUGGCAAUGACGAAAGACGAAUGGAUGGAACCAUUUCCCGUUUCCAAAUUGAAUUUGCAACGGAGAAUGCAUCCGGACAUCGCCGACCUUUCGCGUGCGACUCUAUAUCCGUACCUUAAAGAUCAUGAUUCUACAAAAUCACACAAACGAGUUGCUGGUAUGGUACAUAGGAUGUACUGGUUUAAUCAUCACAUGCCUGAAGAUACUCCAAAUGGAGCUUCCAAAGCAACGAGUUCUUUUUCGAAUCUUUUCGAGGUUGAAAUGGUUGCAGGGCUUGUCAAUUAUCUGGUGUCAGGUAAUGAGUAUGGGCUAAACGACAUUGCUGUUUUGACUCCAUACAACGGACAACUGGCUGCACUUACAAGAUUCUUGAGCCUUAAUUGCUCCGUUUGGCUAAGCGAGUCUGAUCGAGAAGAAUUAAUCGCCGCCGGUCUUCUGAGUGAAGAGAAUGCUCCAGCUGGAUACAAGACACAUGUUGGUGUACUUGACAUGCUGCGUGUUGCUACAAUAGAUAAUUUUCAAGGUGAAGAAGCCAAAAUAAUCAUUUUUAGCGCCGUGAGAAGCAAUGCCGAAAAGAAUGUUGGGUUUCUCAAGACUGAAAAUCGCAUCAAUGUUGCGUGCAGCCGCGCGCGAGACGGAUUCUAUGUAAUCGGGAAUGCAGAUGUUGUUAGAAACGUCCCAAUGUGGAGUAAAAUAAUUAAUGUUUUCAGAUCAAAGCAGUUGUUAGGACCACGAUUUCUCCUGAGUUGUUCUCGUCAUCCGCAUGGUGUUGGCCGUGCUUUUAUACCGUCGGACUGGGAAAAGGUGGGACAGUGUCCUCUAUUAUGCGGAAAGUUGCUUUCUUGUGGGCACUUUUGCAAAGAAAAAUGCCAUGAUCCUGAGUUGCACAGUCGAAUGAAAUGUCUAGAGGAUUGCAGACGCGUGCACAAAUGCGGGCACAAAUGCCAGAACGCCUGUGGGGACCCCUGCAGCGACUGCAAUCUUUCCCGGCGAUUCGUGCUUUCAUGCGGUCACUCAACUCUUUUACCUUGCCAAGAACAAAGCAGGUUAUCGGAAAUCCGCUGUGGCCACGUUAAAAAGAGGGAAUUGCUUUCUUGUGGGCAUAUGCUCAGGAUUACCUGUUCAAACCGUGAUGAGCCUCGCCGCUGUACGGAGCAGUGCGGGGCAUUCCUCCGAUGCGGGCACAUAUGCAAAUCAGCUUGCUCUGAAUGUGCUGCACUUCCGGCCCAUCCACCUUGUCGAACGCUCUGCAAAAGGAGGCUCGAAUGCGGACAUAUAUGCCCUGCCAAGUGCCACGCAGGGGCUUGUCCACGAUGCGAUCACUGCCUCCCAUCGACUAUCAAACCCCCCAAAAUAUCGGGGCCGUGCCUUGGCGAAGAUUUCAAAUCCAUCAAAGCGAUCGGGAAGCGUAUCGCGACUCUAGCGGCAUCCUCGGAAAGGGAUUCAGAAUUGCUCGCAAACCAAUUCGAGAAAUUUUGCGACAACGUGAAGCCAGGCCCUCUUUCCGCGGAGACGAACCAGAGUUUGGUUCACGAACGCGGAAACUGGAUGAACGGCGUCCAAGCCCAGAUUGAUUCCUUCAAAGGUGAAAUUGCUGUCUCAUUUGAACGGAAUUAUGACAACCAGGUUGCAUCGGAAUUUCAGCCGCGAGAAAAUAAUCCAAAAUGGGCGUUUAGCGCACAGUUAGAUUAUCUUUUUCACCGCUGUCGUCUUGCUACCCUGCGUGAAGCAAUGAAGACCGCGAGCCAUCUGAAACAGGUACCGGAUGCAUCUGAGAGACUCCCGGCAAUUGCAGAAGCCCUUCACGUAAUGAUCGGAGAACGGGCGCAAUCGAACAUUGAGAGCAUGGAAAAGUCAAUCAGCUAUUGUGAAGCGCACAGUUUGCAAUUCUUAAAAGUCUGCAUGAGAUUGACGAAGAUUGAAUUUCAUCUCAUCUCAAAGGCAUUGGACGUUCAAGAUGAGGACGAAAUUGAGCGCGAUAUGGACAAAGCCAGGGCCGCUUGCAAUGAUCUACCUCGGAUCUCCUCAACGCUCGGGAAGGCUUUCAAUCAUGUGGAACAGGCUCUUCAAGCGGAAAAUCUAAUUGAAAUGCCCUUUUAUGAAUAUGGGCUGGACAAUUAUUGGAGGCGAUGGAUGGCGUGCGACGAUCAACCUUUGAAGCAAUGUGCAAAUGGCCACGUUUACCCUAAUGAGGGAUUGGAUUAUUGCAUGGACUGUGGAAACGAAGCUGAAAGGUUGAUGUCAGACGCAGAGUACAGAGUUUGAUUACACACAGCUUUUGGCUAGUCAUUGUCGAUGCCCAUGAUUGCCGAAAGAUGAUUUAGUGACAGCGUCCAGCGGUACUUUUAUAUGGAUAUUCUUUCACGACAUAGAUAGUUGACAAUUCAGUUUAUGUUACAAUAGCCACCAAUUGAGAGACCUGCA
This is a messenger RNA of Xylona heveae TC161, 4942 nucleotides long. RefSeq names its product P-loop containing nucleoside triphosphate hydrolase protein. Bases 122 to 4783 code for a protein of 1553 amino acids. Lineage: Eukaryota; Fungi; Ascomycota; Xylonomycetes; Xylonales; Xylonaceae. Gene Ontology annotation, cellular component: nuclear RNA-directed RNA polymerase complex; nucleus. The transcript has 13 exons. Gene Ontology annotation, biological process: regulatory ncRNA-mediated heterochromatin formation. The record is from RefSeq and is a predicted model, not a curated record. Gene Ontology annotation, molecular function: zinc ion binding; helicase activity.